AUGGCUCCUUCAAAGUCAAAGACCCCCAAGGGCGGCGCUUCGAAAUCGAGAUCGGGUGCCAUCAUCUCUGAUCCCCGUUUCGCCAACAUCCACUCCGAUCCCCGAUUCCGCCUGCCCUCGAAGAAAAGCACACAUGUCACCGUCGACAAGCGUUUCGCGCACAUGCUCCAGGAUGACGACUUUACGCGCAAGGCCUCCGUGGACCGUUAUGGCCGCAAAAUCACCAAGGAUGCUGGCAAAAAAGAGCUCGAGCGCAUGUACCGCGUCGAAGGCGAGGACGAGGACGAGGACGGGGAAGCCGAAGAGCAAAACUCGGACGAAGUCGACGACGAUGACGAGGUGCAGAAGGAGCUGGCUAGGGUGGAGAGGAAAUACGACCCUGCACGAGAGGGCGGUUUCUCUUCUUCGGAAGAUGAGAGCGACGAGGACGACGAAGAUGAGGUCGAGGUUCAGGAAGAGGACGCAUUUGAUUUCCCCACUGGCGGGAAAGAGGCCGAGAUUGAGGAGAUGGAAGACGCUACGCCGCGGCUGGCGGUCGUGAACCUGGACUGGGAUAACAUACGAGCCGCGGACCUCAUGGCUGUCGCAAACAGCUUCGCGCCCGAAGGCGGUCGCAUCCUCAAUGUGACUGUCUAUCCCAGCGAAUUUGGCCGCGAGCGCAUGGAGCGGGAAGAGCUCGAGGGUCCGCCGCGGGAGAUCUUCGCAAAGAACAAAAAAGACGACUCUGAAGCUUCCGGGUCCGAAGAGGAUUCAGAUGACGAGGAAGAGAAGAUUAAGAACGAACUGUUGCAGGAGGACAAGGGUGACGAGUUCGACUCCAAGGCGCUGCGUCAAUACCAGCUGGAGCGCCUGCGCUACUACUAUGCUGUCAUUACCGCCGAUUCCGCUGGAACAGCGCGGCAGAUCUACGACAACAUGGACGGGCGCGAGUAUCUCUCCAGCGCCAACUUUUUCGACCUACGUUUCGUGCCCGACGACGUGUCCUUCGACGAGGAUAAGCCGCGUGACGAAUGCAAACGUAUUCCCGACGGUUACCGGCCCAACGACUUCGUCACCGAUGCCCUCACCCAUUCGCGCGUCAAGCUGACCUGGGACGCCGACGACAACUCCCGAAAGGAGAUCCAGAAACGCGCCUUCAGCCAACAGGAGAUCGACGACAACGACCUGGCAGCAUACAUCGGCUCCGACAGCUCGUCCGACGAAGACGCCGGCUCCGAAGGCGACUCGGAAGCCGAAGCAGCAGCAGCAGCCGGAACCGGAACCACCAACAGAGACGCCAAAAAGCGCGCUCGCGAAGAGAAGGCCGCAAAGCUGCGCGCCGCGCUCGGCCUCGACGCCGGCAGCGCGCCGGCCGGCACCAAAAAGGCUCGCGACGCGGACAAGAAGCCGGUCGGGGACAUGCAGAUCACGUUCACGUCCGGGCUGUCGUCGGGCAAGGCCGACAAGAAGGCCGUCUUCGAGAACCAGCCCGAGGAGUCGACAAAGGAGAAGUACGUCCGCAAGGAGCGCGAGCGCAAGCAGCGCCGCAAGGACCGCGCCAAGGCGCGAUCCAUGGGCCUCGAUCCGGACGACCCGGAGGCGCUCGCGAAGGUGCGCGGCGACGAUGCCGAUGCCGAUGCCGAUGGCGCCGACUCGUCGGAAGAGAAGGUUGCCGACGACGACGACGCCGCCGCCGCCGAUCCCUUCAACGACCCCUUCUUCGAGAACCCCGAUCAAGAGCGCAAGCGCGCCUUCAAGGAGGCCAAGAAGGCCGACAAGCAGCGCAAGCGCGAGGAGCGCGAGGCGCAGGCCGCCAAGAGCGCGGCCGAGCGCGCGCAGCUCGAGCUGCUCAUGGCCGAGGACGAGGGCCGCUCGCACCUGCGCCACUUCGACAUCAACGAGAUUGAAAAGGGGGAGAAGCAGAAGGGCAAGAAGAAGGGCAAAUGGGCCAAGAAGGCGGCGGCCAAGAAGGGCGACGAAGCGGCGGAGAACGCGCCGCCGGAACAAGACCAGGAGGGCUUCCAGAUGGACACCCAGGACCCCCGCUUCAAGGCCUUGUUCGAGAGCCACGAGUUCGCCAUCGACCCGACGAACCCGCGCUUCAGGGGCACCAAGGGCAUGAAGGCGCUGCUGGAGGAAGGCAGGAAGAAGAGGAAGAUGGGCAGGGGCGAGGAGGAGGAGGCCGCCGCCGCCGAGGUCAGCAACAGCAGGGGGAAGAGGGCGAAGAAGGGCGAGGGUGCGGGCGGUGAGGGGGGUAGGCAGCAAGACGAUUUGAAGAGGCUCGUCGAGAGGGUCAAGGGGAAGACGAAGAAGUCCAAGGCGUAG
Messenger RNA from Diplodia corticola, 2304 nucleotides. Its product is annotated as pre-rrna-processing protein esf1. Gene Ontology annotation, biological process: rRNA processing. Gene Ontology annotation, cellular component: nucleus. Gene Ontology annotation, molecular function: RNA binding. The coding region runs from base 1 to 2304 and encodes 767 amino acids. Lineage: Eukaryota; Fungi; Ascomycota; Dothideomycetes; Botryosphaeriales; Botryosphaeriaceae. The record is from RefSeq and is a predicted model, not a curated record. The transcript is spliced from 2 exons.